Molecule: messenger RNA, 4808 nt
Organism: Pogonomyrmex barbatus (red harvester ant)
Lineage: Eukaryota; Metazoa; Arthropoda; Insecta; Hymenoptera; Formicidae
Gene: dlp
Product: glypican dally-like
Biological process (GO): regulation of signal transduction; cell migration; regulation of protein localization to membrane
Cellular component (GO): extracellular region; cell surface; synapse
Source: RefSeq, a predicted model, not a curated record
AUGGUGUUUAACUUCUCUGCUUUGCAAAAAAUACCUGGUCGAGAGAAAAACAUAGACAGUUAUCGACGAAGAGGGAACGAGUGCGGUUGCAAAUCAGGUUUUUCUCGCGGAGAUUACAUACCGGAUAUGAAGCGUCUGGAAAGACGAGGUGCGAAAAUUAAGAAAAGCUUCCUGCUGCGAGAUCCAAAUCCAAACCACCAAUCAACACCGCCGCCGCCGCCACCGUCGCCGCCACCGCCUGCGGCUGACACGCGAUUACACUUCCCCUUUUCCCUCAGAAACUCGUCGACAAAGGAGCCUAAAGUAUGCGGAAGCGUGAGAAGCGGCGGCGAGGUUUGCUGCUCGGCCGACAUGGAAGUGAGACUGCAAGCGCGGGCACGCGACAAGUACGAGAAGGCCACCAAAGAAACUCUCCAGAGAAUGCACCAGGUCCUGUCCAUGCGAGGAAACAGGUUCCACAGUUUUUUCAAAGAUCUCUUGUUGGCCAGCAAACGAGGUUUUCACGAGAUGUUCAAGAAAACUUACGGCAUCCUCUACGAACAGAACGCGUACGUCUUCACGGACUUUUUCAAGGAGCUGGAGAAUUAUUACGCAAAGGGAACAGUAGAUCUCAACGAUGCCAUGGACAAUUUCUUCAACACUCUCUACCAAAAGAUGUUUACUGUGCUCAAUAGUCAGUACAACUUCGACAAUAAGUAUCUGGAAUGCGUAGGCGAACACAUGAAAGAGAUGCAGCCAUUCGGGGAUGUACCGCAGAAAUUGGGCGUGCAAAUUAAACGUUCCUUCGUUGCCACGAGGGCAUUCAGCCAAGCCUUAACUGUCGCCGCAAACGUGCUGAAAAGUAUGCAAUCGUUGAAGCCGUCGGCGGAUUGCACAGCUGCCUUGACCAGGAUGACAGCUUGUCCGGCCUGCAGCGGUAUAUCGGACAACGUGCUGGCGUGCAACGAUAUGUGUGCCAACGUGAUGAAGGGUUGCUUGGCGCAACACGCGGCACUCGACACCGACUGGAAUCAUUACGUCGAGGCCCUGGAUAAACUCGCCGAUCGGAUGCUCGGCCCAUUCAAUAUCGAAGUGCUGGUGCGUCCAAUCAACCUGAAGAUCUCGGAAGCGAUUAUGAAUUUCCAAGAGAGCAGCCAAGAUGUGUCGCAGCGGGUGUUCACCGGUUGCGGUCGGCCGACUCUGGGUAGACGUAGACGUAGAGAUAAUCGCGAGUUGGAACUGGAGUCCUUAAACUUCGACCAGGAAUCGUUGACGGAGGAUCGCGCCUCCACUGUGGCGCUGGACAAACUAGUGAAGGAGAUACGCCAGCGGAUGCGCGAUUUUCGACAAUUCUGGAUCUAUUUGCCUUACCGCAUGUGCAAUGAGGGUUUGGUUGUGCUGCCAAGUAACACGAAGGAAUGUUGGAACGGCACACACGUAGACAAAUAUAUAUAUCCGGUAUCGUCGAGUGGUGAGUUUCAAGCGAUGAAUCCGGAAGUACGCAGUACGGGAUCGAGGAGUACUAUCGUGAGGGAUCAAAUCUUCAUGCUGACCACCAUCACGAACAGGUUGAAAUUGGCAUUCAAUGGACAAGAUAUCGAUUGGAUCGAUACUGAUGAAUCGUGGUACGGUUCCGGCAGCGGUUCCGGAGAUGGUACAUACACCGACGACGAGGACGGUUUCAGGGAGGGAUCCGGCUACGAGGGACCACGUACAGAAUCGGAGCCUGAACCGCCGAAGCAGCCAUCGCCGCCGGUCGUCCACGAGGUCGAGACGCCACCGCGAGUCGAUAUCGAACCGCAUAAGGGCACGGGUGGUACGAGCGGUACGAGCACGAGUAACAACCAAACGAUGUCCGUGAGCGGCGGAGAAGAGAGCAGGCCGAAGAUGUCGUUGUUCAGGGCGCUGACGACGUACCUGAUGCCGAUAGUGGUGAUGUGGUUCGGCGGUUGCUUCAAUGACUUGCUGUGAUCGUGUGCAUUUUGCGACUCUGAGCGUAGCGUUGUGUAAAUAUUGCCCGAUUGCGAGCCGCGAUCUUGAUGGGAAAGAAACGAAUAAAGAAAGAGAGAGGAUUACUAGAUAGACUCUGAUCGCGUAUAUCGCGCAUCGAAUCAUUCUGCGAAUCUCUCGGGUUCCCGCGGGGAUGCUUUGAGAAAUCAGCGAGGACAUUUUCUGGAACGAAAUCCGUUUCAGGACUCGUUAAAUUGACUGUGUAAUUUAGCGAGUAUUGAAGUCGUGUUAAUUGAUCGACCCAGCGGGUACACACGAAUACUCGUGGCCAUAGCUUUUCGCUUAUCCAUAAAUAGGGUAAGAGCGAGGAGAACCGUAACGAGAGAUUCGUUAAACACGUUGCUAUUUGUGAAAUGAAAGGUGUCGUAGGCAUAAGACGAAAGUGCGGCUUUCACUAAACUGUUACGACAGUAGCUUUCGUCUCGCCAGAAAUGAGCUGCGAAAAAAGACAUUUGAACUUCGAUGUAUCGAAUGUUAUUUAGAACUAAGAAUGGCCGCCGAGCUAAACUUCGAUGAUCUGAAAGCGAUUUCCCUUCUCUUUCCACUUUGCUCUCUUGAAACGAUCAUGCAAGUGUGUAUUCCUUCAUCGCUCGUGGCACGUAUGAUCAUUUCGCAGGGAGAUUUUCUUUCGAAAUAUAUAAACGUUAUUCCACGAACUUGUAAACAGGCACAAACAGGCACUCGGAGAAAGAGUUUUAACGAGCACUGCAUACUACGAAUGUAAUAUUAUUGUAUAAUACGCUGUUAUGGAUCAUUGUUUAAGGAUCUUUCCGAAUUUUAGAUGUACCAUUAACGUUAUAUCAGACUCUUACUGCCAAUUGCCAAGAUUCGAGUUUCUGCAUAAAUAGAUAAUCGCCAGUGGUAGGAUAAAUGCAGUUAUUCCAGUUCCAGAUCAAGUCCUUCCGAAUUUUAGAUACGCGGUCGAGCUUAUUCUACCGCUCGCGAUUAAAAGACAGACAGACUUUAAACAGAUAAAUUAUUAAUAAUGUGCGCAGGUGCAUUAUCGAAAGAAUGGAAAGAUGACUUGUUCCAAUUAUAGAUCGAAUCUUUCCAAAUUUUAGAUGCACUCUCUCAUAAGAAUAUUACUGCCAACUCGAGGAUUUUCUAAAACUUUUUUGUUCUUUUUUAUCUAUUCUAUUUUUUUGUCUAUUUUAUUUGCAUAUCUGAAGUUAUAUCGUAAAGUUAUCCUAGUUCAUUUUUUUCCCUUACACGCAUCGUUUAAUAUAAGCGCUACAUAAGCAUCCAAAGAUGAAAUCAUCGAUCAAACGGCGUGAUUGUUGCAUUGAUUAAAAGAUAAUGUAAUUCGUACGUUGACAGUGCGUUGUUAGCAAAUGCAAAUCCAAAACGAUCGUGUGAAAAGAAAGAGAGAGAGAGAGAGAGAUAUGUUAAUUACAUACCCGAAAUACGUAAAAUGGAUCGAACGGAGUAUACGAGCAGAAGUGGGAUUGAGUAUUUAUUAAGUGUUCACUCUGAGCAAUCCGGGAUUUCGAUUAUGUGAACCCCGGAUGCGUGACCCGGAAAAAAGGCACGAACAAUCAGAAUCCUUGUCUUCGUGACGUUGCACUAUCACGAAUGGAUUUGUUGAUUAACCGCGGCCCCGUACAUAUGCCACGAGUUAAUUAAAAUCAAGAAUUUUAACAUGUAAUUGACUACGUAUUAUAUACGUUAAUCAUAUUUUACGCGUCAAACGCGAUCCAUUGAUGUUAUAUUAUUAUUUUUUGAUAGUCAUUAGAAGGAAUCACAAAGAGCGGCGACGACUCCGUAAGUCCGGACAAGGAUUUAACUUGGCUCACUUAUAUGCGAGAUUUAUUAACGAAUAUCAGUGUUCUUCAUCGCUCGGUUUCGCCGACAGCGAAUACGAUCCCUUUGGUGCAACACGUAACGUGAUACAAUCAAAUGGAAAUAGCAAUUAACGAGUAAUAAUGGCCUGAAAGGAUCUCGAGGGAGUUACGUUAUCGUGAAACCGAGCCGUAGCACUGUAACAUUAAUCUGCGAUAGAAUUAAUAGCAUGGAAGACGCGCGAAGAACGUUCGUUGCAACGUAAGGUGUAAAUAAGGGUAUAAGGCGAUAAGGAUAAGAGAGUGUGAUAAGAAUGUGACGCUUACACUUUCGGCAUUUAAAAUGAAACAUAUGCGUCAGAGACUUCAUACGAUGAAAUAGGGAAAAGAAAAAGUAUGGAAAAAUUGUCGAAAGUAUAAUUUACAAAAGGAACGAAAUCAAUUUUUUCAAUUACGAAGAAAUGGAACUCCGCGUUUAUCGAGCAUUAUGAGUUAUCGAACGAAAUAAUGGUACAAGUCAGUAGUGUAAUUAUGCUUAAACUUUAAAUUCUUUUUACUAAACUAUUUUUUAAUUUAGCAAAUGAUCGCCGAAAAUAUUACAUUAGAUUUAUUCAAAUAGGUUACAAUUAUUUUAUAUAAAUAUCAAAUUUGUAAUCUGUUUUUAUGUAUUAUAGAGAAUGGCGUAGAAAAGGUUUUGUGAUGAUGCAGCUGGAUUUCCUGUCAUAUUUAAUAUUUUAUGUCUCUUAGCACUUCUAGAGGGCCUCUUUCGUUCCGCAAAACUAUGACUUAUAUCAUUGUGCUGCCCAAUGGCUCGUGUUAUCCGCCACUUUGCCGUAUCGUUUGCGGAAGAAUUAUUAAUUUGGAGGCGAUAGUGUCGAAUUGAUGCGAGAGAACGGCGGUCGGAAGCGGAUUCCUGUGAUAAAAUCAAAUAGAUCGAGCAUUAUAUGACCGCUCUCCGCACAUUCGCGCUUUUAUGGCUCGCUGUCGAAGGGUGAGAUUGAUUUCACGCGAGCCCGCGAGGGACAUUAUUAAAGAAAAAAA